Molecule: messenger RNA, 2109 nt
Organism: Papaver somniferum (opium poppy)
Lineage: Eukaryota; Viridiplantae; Streptophyta; Magnoliopsida; Ranunculales; Papaveraceae
Product: probable protein phosphatase 2C 38
Exons: 5
Coding region: 652-1824 (390 amino acids)
Biological process (GO): protein dephosphorylation
Molecular function (GO): protein serine/threonine phosphatase activity; cation binding
Source: RefSeq, a predicted model, not a curated record
GAAAAUUACAGCAUCAACAAAUUUUAAUAUAAAGCUAUUUUAAGGUUCCAUGAAAGAAAAAGACUUUUCUAAUCAAAAUUCAUUUUUCUUCUUCUCUCUCUUUUUAUUAGAAAGAACAAAGAAAACCCAUUGUGUAUCUUUGAUCUCUAAAUCUUGUUGUUUGGUGUUUUUUUUCUUCUCUCCUUUUAUAUUAUCUGAUCUUUAUAGAGAAAUAUUGUCUGUUACAAGAUAAAAAGGAAGAAAUCUUAGAUGUGAUUUUGUUGGAAAUUCUUUUGUCUUUUGAAUGAUAGAUCAAAUUCAAUAAAGGGCAUGGGAGAAGAAGGACUGCUGAUGGCAAAUCCUGACAACCAGAUUUAGAUUCAAGAUAGACUUGUUCAUGCACAGCACAGCACAGCAAAUUUUCUAGCCCCAUACCCAUUUUGUUUUACUUCUUGAACAAGAGGAUCUGUGGAUGUUGAUGGUGUCUCCGUAUUAUUAUUAUUAUUCAUAUAUAAAUCAAGAAAUUUCUUGUGUAUUAGUUGAAUUUGAUAAGAAGAAAGGGUGUUUGUGUUUGGGUGAACAAGAGUUUGAUCUUAUUGAGUUUGUAUCGGAUCUGGUUUUAAUGAACAUUUCUAUUGUUGGAUGGUUUGGAUAGAAAGGGAAAUGUGAGGUAUGCUAUCAUCUGGAUUCAUGAAAAUAGUUUACCCUUGUUGGAAGCCUUCUGUUGAAGGUGAUGAUAAUAAUAAUGGUAGUAGAAAAAGUAGAGACGAAAGCGGCCGGAGCGAAGGAUUAUUAUGGUAUAAAGAUUUAGGCCAUCACGUUAAUGGUGAAUUUUCAAUGGCGGUUGUUCAAGCCAACAAUUUGUUAGAGGAUGCGAGUCAACUUGAAUCGGGACCUUUGAGUUUAUAUGAUUCGGGACCUAAAGGGACAUUUGUUGGGAUCUAUGAUGGUCAUGGAGGUCCGGAGACUUCUCGGUUCGUAAAUGAUCAUUUAUUCAACAAUCUCAAGAGAUUUACGGCAGAGCAUCAAGGGAUGACAGUAGAUGCUAUCAAUAAAGCAUAUGCAGCUACUGAAGAGGAUUUCCUAUGUCUAGUGAGGGAGCAAUGGUGCAAUAAACCACAACUUGCGUCAGUUGGAACGUGUUGUUUGGUGGGCAUGAUAUGUAAUGGAACACUAUAUAUUGCAAAUGCCGGAGAUUCUCGGGUAGUUUUAGGGAGAUCGGAGAGAGCCCUUAGAGAGGUUAGAGCUAUUCAAGUGUCAGAAGAGCACAAUGCAAGUAUAGAGUCUGUGAGGGAGGAAUUGCGUUCAAUGCAUCCCGAUGAUUCACAGAUUGUGGUUUUAAAACAUAAAGUUUGGCGUGUGAAGGGUAUAAUACAGAUUUCUAGGUCAAUCGGAGAUGCCUAUUUAAAGAGAUCAGAAUUUAAUAGAGAGCCUCUACUAGCGAAGUUCAGAUUGCCUGAACCCUUCCACAAGCCCAUCCUUAGUGCUAAACCAGCCAUAUAUGUGGAGAAAAUCUACCCGCAAGAUGAAUUUCUUAUAUUUGCAUCUGAUGGUCUUUGGGAACACCUUAGCAAUCAAGAGGCUGUUGACCUCGUUCAUCGUUCACCACGUAAUGGAAUUGCAAGAAGACUUAUUAAAACUGCUCUUCGAGAAGCAGCAAAAAAGAGAGAAAUGAGAUACUCGGACUUGAAAAAGAUUGACAGAGGAGUAAGGCGACAUUUCCACGACGAUAUCACGGUUAUAGUUUUGUUCAUAGACCAUCAACUGAUCAGUAAGAACUCUUGGAAUGCUACCACGGUUUCUAUUAGAGGAGCAGGUGGAACCCCUACGGACGGCAACUCCUAAUACGGCAUGGGUCUAGAUUCUCCAUCUCUUCAUAAUCUUUCUCCCCCAUUUUACCAUUUGUAUUAAAAAUGAAACGGCAAAUUCUUUAUUCAUACUAACUUAGGCUUCCCGGUAAUGUUUCUUCAUUGAAGGCUCUCUAAACUAGAGACAGUAGUAGAGCUGGGAGAUUUAAACUGGGAGAUGCUUUAGGAAGAAAAUCUUUCCUUGUAAAAAUUGCCUACUAAGUGGCAAAUGAAACUUAAAAACUGCUCAUUUUUAAACCAAUUUGAUCUUCCUUCUGCGCCU